GUUGGCUCUAGGCCUUUAAAAUGUACCUCCCCGUAGUGAUCGUCUCACUUUCGACUAUUUAUACCCUCCAUUUCCAUAUUAACUGAAGUCUAUAUGUUUAAAGCUUACCUAGGUAUCUGCUAUUAGACUUAACAUCAUAUUAUUCAUAAUAAUACCUUAACAAGUGAGAAUAAGCUAUGAAUACCUAGAAGAACCGAGCCACACAUAUUCCUCAAUGAAUUUAUCAAUACCUAACCUCUCCGAACCGGUAGCCGUUAUUCCGCUACCGCUCUCGGCGAUUCUGUCAUUGACAUCUUGGAAACAGCUUAUCGUCCCUGGCGUCCUCAUAUACGUAGGGUUAUGCAGGGCGUUACGCUACCGCCGCGAGCAUGCUCUACGCCGAAAGCUCGGAUAUACCGACCGCUCCUCGUUCUCACGCAUGACAGCCGUUGAAGCCCAGCAGGUCGUCAAAUUCAUGGCUACGUGGGAGAUGCCGCUCUUACACUUCUUGGCUUUGGAGUUUGGGCUUUUCAAGACGUAUGGUGUCGAAAGCAUAAGUCGUUUACUUCUUGGCACGAGAAACUUGACCGAUCCGGUUAUGAGCCUCAAGAGAUUCGAGGAUACAUCAGCUUUAAUCGGCGAGUUCAUGCUAAACCCGCCAACAUCGGAGCGAGCUAUGAAAGGCUUAGCUCGGAUGAACUUCCUUCACAGCAAGUACGUCAAGGAGGGGACCAUCUCCAACACAGAUCUGCUCUACACGCUAUCUGUGUUCAUGUUAGAACCGCCACGCUUCGCACGCCUGUACGAGUGGCGACCUAUGAACGAUAUGGAAUACUGUGCGUACGGCGUCUUUUGGAAGUCGGUAGGCGAUGCUAUGGGUAUCGAGUACAAGGGCCUCCUGGCACACGCUAAGUCGGGAUGGCGUGACGGUAUCGAGUUUGCCGAUGACGUUGCGGCUUGGGCUCAGGCUUACGAGGUCCAAGUUAUGAAGCCUAAUCCCGUGUCCGCCAAGCCCGCCCGGGCAUUGCUACCUAUGAUAAUAUAUUGGGUGCCGUGGUUCGCGAAGCCAUUCGUGACUGACAUCGUGAUUAGCCUUCUCGGCGGGAGGGUGCGCGAGGCAUUUAUGUUACCCGAGCCCGAUAUCACGGCCGUCGCAACCGUAUACUCUCUUCUCACGCUCCGACGUUUCGUCUUGCGGUACCUAACGUUGCCGCGCUUCUUCGAGCUUAAACGGUUGGGUGACCCUGAUCCAAAUACGGGCCGCAUUGCGCAGCCUAUACCAUACGGGAACUAUCCCUUCUACGUCAAACCAACGCUGUGGAACCGUUGGGGGCCUGUGGCCUGGGCUGUCUGGCUAUACGGCGGCAAGGUACCAGGAGACAACCCCGAAGAAUAUAUGCCCCAGGGAUAUUUGUUUUCAGACAUAGGCCCUAAGAACCGCAUGGGUCUAGGGAUUCAAGAGGUGGAGGCCGAUACCGAAAGAAUCAAGGCUAGCAGAUGGACAGGAUGCCCUUUUUAAUGACGUGAAUGGCCGUGUUUACUUAUGGGUCUUAGAAACCGGUCACGACAAUACUUGAGCUUUAGAAGGUCAUACGUAAAGUAGCAUCGAGACAUAGGUAGAUAUAUCAUCGAUUAACCAAUUGAUUUGCUAGUUAG
Daldinia loculata is the source of this 1635-nucleotide messenger RNA. RefSeq lists its product as uncharacterized. Lineage: Eukaryota; Fungi; Ascomycota; Sordariomycetes; Xylariales; Hypoxylaceae. The transcript is spliced from 4 exons. Gene Ontology annotation, molecular function: oxidoreductase activity. The coding region runs from base 215 to 1498 and encodes 427 amino acids. The record is from RefSeq and is a predicted model, not a curated record.